CCUCAUCUCCCUCGUCUAGGAGGAGAGGGCUUGCUCCCGGACCACCACACAUCCCUUGCCGUGGGCAACAGCCACCGCUGCUGGAGGCCAAGUAUAGCAACAACCAUCGCUAUUUGCAAGCCAAAGCAGCAGCCACCCACAUUGGGAUCCCCUCUCAUUUUCCCCAUGCAUGAUGCGUCGCGGCAUCCUCCAUGGCCGCCGCGUGCUUCGUCCCAGCACCCUGUCGCCGUCGCACUGCGAUGGAGCACCACCGCGGUGCUGCAGUGAAGCUUCGCCGGCGGCCAUCUGGUGCUGCAAUGGAGCUUCGAACGGGGCAGCCGGUGCUGCGGCGGAGCUACAAUGGAGCGUCGUCGUGGCUGCAAUGGAGCACCACCGUGGCUGCUAUGAAGCUUCGCUAGAGACGUAGCCGGUGCAGCAUUGAUGCUUUUUUGUGCUUGGUGUUGCUAUGGCCAUGGCUGCAAUGGAGCAGCACGCCGGUGCUCCGGAUGCCACCCAUCACCAGAUCGUACGGCAAUCAUCCGCCUGAUUUGUAGCCGCCGCCAAAUAAUAAUCAAAAAGCAAGCAAACCCAUCGACACCCCCCCCCCCAUCUCUCUCCCUCUCCGUCUUCUUUCGCGUUGCGCGCUCUCACUGUCACUGACAGGUCGACCCCACACUCUCCCCUAUAUAAGGCCCCGCUUUCCCUUUUUCCACCCCGCAUUGACCUCGUCAACACAUUCUCCCCCCUGAUCACCGGCCACCGGCCACCGCCACGCCAUGGCUCCAAGACCUCCACCCUUCUACCUCCUCGCCGUCGUCUUCUUCCUCCUCCCCGUCCAGCCACCUCCCACCGCCGACGCGGCAACCACCGUCGCCUUCUCCUUCCCGUCCUUCUCCCUCCGAAACCUCACCCUCCUCGGCGGGGCCUCGCUCCGCUCCGCCUCCGUGUCCCUCCCGCCGCCCUCCUCCCACGCCCUCUUCCCGCUCCCUCUCCCGUUCCCCCCCAACGCCUCCUUCUCCACCUCCUUUCUCUUCGCCUCCCCGGCCUCCGCGCGCCCCGCCUCCCGCCUCUCCUUCGUGCUCCUCCCCGACCCGGUCGCCGCCGCCGAGGGCACGGGCGGGAACAGGUCUCUCCCGCUCGAGGUGGCGUUCGACGCGUCGAAGAAUCGCGUGCACACGUCCUCCGCUGGCAAGCACAUCGGCGGGAACUCCACCGGGGCGGUGGACCUGCGGAACGGCAACGAGGUCGGUUCGUGGGUCAUCUACGACGCGCUCCGGACUCGCCUGGAGGUGUUCCUUAGCCACGCGAGUCUGCGGCCGCCGACGCCCGCGCUGGUGGUACCCAACACCACGGCCCUUGCGGCCCGCUUCGCGGAGUUCAUGUUCGUCGGCUUCCAGGUCUCGUGCUCGUCCGACAACGGGAGCACCGAUGGCGGCUUCGUCAUCCACAGCUGGAGCUUCCAGACGAACGGGCUGCGCGCCGUCGGCCUCGCGUCCAGACCCUCGCACAGCGUGUCCGACAGCGUCCGCAGGGCCCCCGCGUCGGGGGAUGUCGCUGUCGCCAGCCGUAAGGACGGGCACCGCAGAAGGCUUGCAAUGGGGCUCGGCAUUCCUUUGCCCAUCGUGUUUCUCGGUGCAGUCAUGGUGUUUGUGAUAUUGUCUAUGAAGAAGUGGAGGUCUCGUCCUGCAGGGUUUAACGGCGGCGUCAGAGCAAAAGCAGCGGGCCAUCCAAGGCAGUUCAUGUACCAAGAUCUCUUCUCGGCGACCAAGGGAUUUGAUCCUUCUCUAGUGGUUGGCAGUGGUGGUUUCGGUACUGUAUACAAGGCGGUGUGCCCGCGCUCUGGGGUCACAUAUGCGGUCAAGCGCUCCAAGCAAUCCACGGAGAGCCACAACGAGUUCACCGCCGAGCUUACCAUAAUCGCUGACCUGAAGCACCCUAAUCUGGUUCAGCUGCGAGGGUGGUGCGCGGAGAAGGACGAGCUGCUGCUUGUGUACGAGUUCAUGUCAAAUGGCAGCCUGGACAUGGCUCUCCACUCUUGCUCAGGUGUCCACCGUUAUCCCACUCUCAACUGGGCUCGCCGGUACAAUGUGGCAGUCGGCAUUGCCUCUGCGGUUGCAUACCUACAUGAAGAACAUGACAAGCAGGUGAUCCACAGGGAUAUCAAGUGCAGUAACAUACUUCUGGAUUCGCAUUUCAAUCCCAAGUUGGGGGAUUUUGGGCUUGCAAGGUUGAAGGAUCCUAGUACUAGCCCUCGGUCAACCUUAGCAGCAGGGACUGUUGGUUACCUUGCCCCUGAGUACCUCCAGAUGGGAAGAGCCACAGAAAAGAGCGAUGUCUACAGCUAUGGGGUUGUACUGCUGGAGAUCUGCACACGAAGGCGGCCAAUAGACCGAGAAGCUCCUGGCAGCAUGAACAUGCUGAAUGUUGUUGAUUGGGUUUGGAAUUUGCACUCUAAGGGCAGGCUUUUAGAUGCUGUUGAUAUGAGCCUGAAUGGGGAGUAUGACACAGAGCAAAUGACGAGGCUGCUUCUUCUAGGUUUGAGCUGUGUGAAUCCCUUUUCAGAAGAGAGACCUGUCAUGAGGAAUGUUCUAGGCAUACUGGAGGGCAAGAGUGAGCCACUGCCUGUUCCGAAAAAGAAGCCGCUGCUUGUUUUCGUUUCAAAUGCACCUAUGGAUCUUGAGGGGAUAGUUUCUGAGUGCAAUCAGAGUACAGUUUCAAGUGAUCUCUUUGAGCUGAAAAUCGAUAUAAACUAGGUAAAGCUGCCGCGAAGACUAAUCAUGUUGGCGAACUCUGAAGUUUUGGUGAUAGUUUGUGAAGUUUGUAGAUGUUGACACUACCCCACUGCAGAAGGAAAUAUGGUUACGGCUCGGUGAGUUCAUGUCGAGUUCUUUCAGGGAGAACUCAUGAAUUCCAGAGGCCGUGCUGAACUUGUGUGGAAAAUACACUGAUUACUUGGCAUGUUUGUAGCACCAUCCAGGAUAUUUCCCUCUACAUGUUUGUAAGACAGGCCGUCGAACAUGUGUUUCUCCCUCAUCUCUUGACAACGUUGUAAAUUUGCAGCUCUGUACAAAGGGGGCAAAUACUACAGAUUUCCUCCCAAACUUGCUACUCCCUCCGUCCGGAAAUACUUGU
Molecule: messenger RNA, 3111 nt
Organism: Triticum aestivum (bread wheat)
Lineage: Eukaryota; Viridiplantae; Streptophyta; Magnoliopsida; Poales; Poaceae
Product: probable L-type lectin-domain containing receptor kinase S.7
Exons: 2
Coding region: 756-2732 (658 amino acids)
Biological process (GO): protein phosphorylation
Molecular function (GO): protein kinase activity; ATP binding; carbohydrate binding
Source: RefSeq, a predicted model, not a curated record